CGCGAAGGGCCCUCUACAGUGCUGCCAGUGUUGUGUCAGCAGGCCUUGAAUCAUGAUCUUGAGAAAUUGCGUCUAACGGCAUCCCUCCCGCUUCGCCUUCCCUCCCGCCUCUCCAUCGCAUCGAAUUCCGUACACUGCACCACAGAGAUGCUCCACAGUCCAGAGGGCGCCAGGGACUGAGGCUCUCGGCUGCCGAGCGGGUUUUGUCCACCUGGCCCUUGUCUUUGUGAAGGUCCUCUUUCCGCCACCCACCGCACCGCAUAAGUAAGUGUUUGUCUGCUGUGCUGCCGGCUCCCUUCCGUCCCGCCACCCUUCUGCAGCCUCAGAAUGAGCAGCCCUUCGCCCAGCAGCCCCGGCCCCUCCCCCUCCCUGUCAGCCGGGCUCGAUGUGGCGUCGCUGCUGCUCAAGGGCGGGGCGGCCCUGGGCGGCCUGAUGGUGGGGUACUCGGCCUGCCGCCUAUCGUACUUCGUGUGUCGUUAUGUGUGGAACUCGUCCAAGUACCGCGAGCUGCCUGCGAGUGAAGAGUCGAUGCCCGUGUGGACGGCCAAGGACCCGACGGGCAAGUUCGAGGACUUCCUCGAGUCCAUCCGGGACAAAGACAAACCCGGACAGUUCAGAAAGGUCAGUCAGUCGACAGACAUGGCACAGUCGACACACACAAUCAGGGCAGGGGAGGGGAGGGAUGGGCAGGGUUCUCAUGUCACGCGUCUGUGUCUGUCUGUGGGUGUUGAUUGCCCAUCGUGUGUGUGUGUGUGUGUGUGUCAGUUGGUUGACUGCGGUCCGUUCUUCGACGGUCGUCGGAUCGUGCUGAUCAACGACCCCGACGUGUUCGCCACGGUGCUCAACGACCUCAAGGCCUUCCCCAAAUACCCCGUCCAUGCCACAGAGGUCUACAUCGGCGAUGGGUAUGUAUGCCAUCCAAUCCAACACAAGCCAUGGGGGGGGACGACGGAAUCACAGCCGCCAUCAAAUGCCUUGUUGUCCCUUUCUCUGGUUUUGUGUGUUUGUGUGUGGUCUUAUGGUGGUCAGUUUGCUCAACGCCAAGGGUGCGCAGUGGCACCGUCAGAGGAAGCUGCUGACCCCGCUGUUCCACUUCAAGGCCCUAAAACAGGCGCUGCCACACAUGGUCCGCCGCGUCAAGACCGUCGUCGCACAGAUCGACCAAGAGAUCGACCAAAACACUGACAACCGCACCAUCAGAUGCAGAGACACAUUCAAGUCAGUCAGUGACCCCACAAUCGCGCCGCGGUGGCCACACACAGCAGGGUCUGACUGUGUGUAUAUCUGUGUGUAUGUGUGUGUGUCCUGUGUGUGUGGCAGUGAUUUGGCGCUUCAGAUCAUGAUGGAUUGUGUGUUCCCGGGCAAGUUUGACGGCCCUUGGAUGAUGGAGGCCUGGGAGAUCUCCACGCGCUUCUCAAACACAUACUUCAUCGGCAGACUCAUACUCGGUCAGCCACCCCCACCCCCACCCCACCCCCACCACCACCACCACACACCUUGUCUGUGUGUUCUUGCUGCAGGUUGGCCGUGGGACCUGCUGCCCCUCCCCUCCGCCCUGGGUCUGCACCUGCGUGUGUGGCGGAUCGCUCAGCGCGUCAAGGCGGCCAUCCGCGACACCAAGCGGCGGCUGCAGCAGCAGGAGGCGGAGCAGGGCAGCGGCAAGGUGGAAGCGGGUGGCAAUCUGGUGGAAAUGCUGGUGUCGACGGACGGCAUCAGCGACCACCAGGUGCUGCUGGAGGCCUUAACUUUUUUGGGCGCCGGGCACGCCACCACUUCCAACAUGCUCUGCUGGGCACUCUACCACCUCGCCAAAUACCCAGACAAACAGGUGCAAGGCGAGGCGAUGCAAUCAGUGGCCGCACUGUGUUGCUCGGUGGAUGGAUCGAUGGAUGCAUCCCUGGUGUGUUAUUGUGUUGUGUUGUGUUGGUUGUGUGUCAGGCCAAGUUGCAUCGUGAGAUCGACGAGAUGUUUGGCGGCGAGCCGAUCGCUCCGGAGGACUACAUGAGACUCGAGUACUGCAGGGCCGUCAUCAAGGAGACACUCAGGUACACCAGACACCAGGGGAGAAGGGAGGGCAGGGUGGGAGGUGAGACGACCAACAGGGCAACCGUCCAUUCAUCCACUGUCUGUCUGUCUGUCUGUCUGCCCGCAUCGACGAAUCAGGUUGCGUCCGUUGAUUGCCUACAUGGAGCGGCUCAGCCACAAGAAGAUCCACGUCGACGGACACACCAUCCCACCAGGUACACAACCAGACACCUGUGUGCAGGUACACAACCAGACACUUCUCCUCUCUCUCUGUCGACAGGCACUGCUGUGUGGCUGGGGACCUACUUCCUCCACCACGACGAGCGUUACUGGGAGGACCCCGAGGCCUUCAUGCCUGAGCGGUGGCUGGAGGAGGUGCCCGACGAGGGCCCCGACGCCAACCCACAGGACUCGGGGGUCACGGCACACCACGCCACACUCACCGACAAGAUGCGGACGGCCGGCGGGAGGGCGCCGCGGUACCAGGCGGCCACGCCAUUCAACCACCCGUAUGCCUACGUGCCCUUCGCUGCCGGGCCCAGGAACUGCAUCGGCCAGAAGGUGGGCAUAGCGGCGGACACACACUCACAUAGAGGCGGUAUUCUGGAUGGUGUGACAUAUUCUCGGUGGCCCGUUUGUGUGUUGUGUAUGUCUGUAUGUGUCAGUUCGCGCUGCAAGAGUCGAUGGUACGCCGACGCGCGCACAUGAAAAGGCCCCCACAUGGCCACCCAUUCUCUCCGUUCCCCUGGCAUGUGUGUGUGUGUGUGUGUGUGUGGUGUGUCCAGGUGAUCCUGUGCGAGUUGUUUCAGCGGUUUGAGGUGUCGCUGGCGGGCCCCGACCGAGUCAAGGCCAUGUUCCCCAUCACCAUGAUCCCACUCAACAUACACAUCGCAUUCAAACGGCGGACCACAUUCUACUUCAGCAACAACACACACACCACAAGCAGCAACACAAGCCAGGCAUCCACCGCCCCAUCCACACCCCUGCUCCCCGCUGCUGCUGUGUGACCACACUCGCCUGUGCUGUGCUGUGC
This is a messenger RNA of Vitrella brassicaformis, 3058 nucleotides long. The record is from the annotation of a GenBank genome assembly. Lineage: Eukaryota; Vitrellaceae.